Molecule: messenger RNA, 279 nt
Organism: Microthlaspi erraticum
Lineage: Eukaryota; Viridiplantae; Streptophyta; Magnoliopsida; Brassicales; Brassicaceae
Source: the annotation of a GenBank genome assembly
AUGCGAUAUACGUUAUCGAGGAGCUCGGUUUGCGAGAUUGCAGGCCCACUCAAGCCCAGCAAGAAGACCUCGAGCCCACCAAGCGACUCCCUCGUAAGCCAGUUAACUGCCAUCCGAGCUAUUCCGGUCGACGUAAAGACGAGCUCCAGCUCGAUCAAGGACCAGGUCGGCACUGCGAAGAAAGACGAAGUCAAAGAAGAUCUCCUUCAAAUCCGGUCUGGUCCGAGAUCACCGGGAUCGUUAGCUGCACGUGGCGAGAUACGCGGAGGUGGAUCGUAG